AUGCCCGAGUUACUUGCUUCCGGUUCAGAUGAGCCAUUGAUGAGCAAUGUUAAACCAUUAACUAAUGCUACUCUAACUAUAAGAGUAAUUAAAUCUUUUCCAUAUAGAAAUGUGAAGAGUUUUGUCUUGAGAGACUAUAAUUUAAGAAAUAAAACUGCAAAGGAUCUUUUCGAAGAUGUUACCAAUCACAUCAAUACUGCAUCUGGAUUUAAACCAUUUCGUUCCGUGAAAUACGAUACUAUUAAGAUAUAUACCCAUGCCCAUGGAUCUAAAACAGUGAAUCUGGUAAUAAAUUUCGAUCAUGAUGAAGAUUGGUGUCUAAAAAUAGAAGAUGAGGUUAAAACUUUGGAAAAAUAUGGUAUUAAGAACGAAACAGAAUUGUCAAUCUACAACCGGAACGAAUAUGAGGAAUUCAAAGCUAAUCCUGAAGAGAAGUGGUUAUAA
Eremothecium sinecaudum is the source of this 444-nucleotide messenger RNA. RefSeq names its product Aim29p (gene AIM29). The transcript is spliced from 2 exons. The record is from RefSeq and is a predicted model, not a curated record. The coding region runs from base 1 to 444 and encodes 147 amino acids. NCBI's taxonomy places the organism in Eukaryota, Fungi, Ascomycota, Saccharomycetes, Saccharomycetales, Saccharomycetaceae.